Molecule: messenger RNA, 2028 nt
Organism: Schistosoma mattheei
Lineage: Eukaryota; Metazoa; Platyhelminthes; Trematoda; Strigeidida; Schistosomatidae
Source: the annotation of a GenBank genome assembly
CAACGUUAGCGAAUAGUGCGCGUAAACGACUUUCGUGUAAUACUGGACGUUAGCGGGUAUUUCGAGAAUGCCAAAUACUCGUCUUGAUAAUUUCUUCCGAGUUAGUAAGACACCUCAAAAUGUAGGAAGAGCCAAAAGAGCAGUUCUUGAGACCUCGCCUGAAACAGAGUUAUCCAGAUCAAAGCGACCAGCUUAUCAGCGUUUUUCGCACCUUACCAAACCUACUCAAGAGUCUGCUUCUGAGGCUGAAACAAUAAAAACUACUGUCAUAAAGUUAGAUGAACAAAGUGAAGUCCCAAGCAGCUCCUUAUUUUGUCCUCCGCCUCAAGAAAAGACCGUCAUACAGCUGAAAAAACGCACACAGCCGAAGAAAGUGAUCAAGCUAAAAUCAUCUCAGUCAUCAGACUCAAUACAAGAAAAUAGUUCAAAGCUGCCCGCUUUUAAACGUUUCGCUCACUUAUCAGAACCUGUUUCUUCAUUAAAGCCACAAUCGACUGAACCUGAAACUUCUAUUGAAACCCAGAGUUCUGUAUCUUCUAAGGAUCUUGAUUUAACACAAACAGAUUUAACAGUCCCUGCUGAUCUUUUUCUUCCUCACAACUUACAAGUUUUGUUGGAACUUUUUCGAAGUUGUGAUACAGUUGUCAGCAUGCUACACAACAGAAAAGAACUUUGCAGUUUCGAUAAAAUCCAACCAGCUGUUCAAGAAAUUACGCGCAGGAAUUUUGAAGAAACUCAUAUCGGUCAAUUUCUAACUGUCUAUCCUAUGGUUUAUUUUCUGCGCUAUGAGAAGCAGUUUGAUAAAUUCACACAUCGAUUAAAUGGGAAUUACGUACUCGUUUUAUCACCUAAUUUACGUACUGAUGGAACAAAAGUUGGACAUGAUUCUCCGUCGAAAGGAUUUCUACCAUUCAGUGGGACGCGGUUAAUUCAACGUCGAAAUCGUUUCCAUUCUCUGUUAAUUAAUCUAGUUUUAAAAUCACAUCGGGUAUUCUUAACUUCGGAGCUUGGAAUAGAUCCAUCUGAACUUCCAGAAGAUUCAUCCCUUCGUCGUUGGCAUCCGAAAUUCCCUUUAGAAUCUGCUGUUGCAUGUAUAGUUUCAUCACCAUUGCCUAUUAGACCAUCAGAUUUUGAGCAGAAGAUUACAUCAGCAAAAGAUGCUGUCAAAGCAUUUCAAGCUCGUGCUCUGUUUCGUGAAGCCGAUACGUGUCAUCAAAUAUCUCUGUCCAAGCAACAACUAUCUCCUAUACCAAGUCCAAAGAAGUCUGUAGCAGCAUCGCCACUGAAAGUAUCCAAUAUUAUUGAUAGCACAGCAUAUACAGCAAGCAAUCUUGUGGGUACGCAAACAGAUUCUAAAGAGUCUAACGAUAGAAUGAUUACUUCUACACCGAAUAAUUUAAAGGGUAUAUCUCUAGCACUUCUCAAUAAAGUGCGUGCUCGGGAAAAUGAGCGACGUCUUCUUACUGAGCUUACUUAUGGGAAAGUUUCAGAGGCCAGACGAGCUAUUUACUGUCGUUUACCCCUAAUAAUAACUCAGGUUUGGAGUAUUUUACGUCCAUGCAAUGCCCGUCCACUUCCACUGUCAACUGUCGCUGUUCGUGUGGCAGACUCUCAUCCUAGCGGACUUUCUGCAGAUGCUAUCAGUGAACACUUAGACGUGUUAUUAGAAUUAGCACCAUGUUGGAUAGAAAAAUUAAACUGGUCCAUUGUUCAUCUUCGAUUAAAAGAUCCAGGACGAUCAGUGAAAGAUGUUAUCGAUAUGAUUAAAUUGAAAGUUGCUAAAGAUGGUGUUAACAUUUAGUAAAUCUGUAGUCACUUUAUAUUUCUCUUUUUGUAUACUUUUUAACUAUUAUAUUAUUUUCAUUAUUUCGUCAAUACAAUGCAUUUAUAUAUGUGUGUAUAUGUACUUGUGCAUUUACUACUACUUAGAGUAUCUCAUUUUUAUGCUUCUCAUCGCUUCAUAUUUUAAGCAUUUUUUGUGUGUACUUCAGUUGUUUUCCAUAAAUAUAUAUAAAAUUUGGAAAUAUG